This is a messenger RNA of Priapulus caudatus, 3100 nucleotides long. RefSeq names its product hemocyte protein-glutamine gamma-glutamyltransferase-like. Gene Ontology annotation, biological process: peptide cross-linking. NCBI's taxonomy places the organism in Eukaryota, Metazoa, Priapulida, Priapulimorpha, Priapulimorphida, Priapulidae. The record is from RefSeq and is a predicted model, not a curated record. Gene Ontology annotation, molecular function: protein-glutamine gamma-glutamyltransferase activity. The transcript has 21 exons. Bases 464 to 2884 code for a protein of 806 amino acids.
UCCACAAUUCUGUAAAUAGAAUUUGUUAAAAGUGCUCUGUAGAAGCCAGCUAAUACAAGACUGUGAUUUUACUUCUUUGUGAUGAACUGGGGGACUGGUUCUGUUCUCUGGGAUUGGAAUCAAAUGACUAUUCUGGUUACUAGCUACACGAUAAGUUGCAUUAUGACGUGCGAGGGAACACACCUGUGGCCGUAAGGUCGCUUAGGGGCUCUUCACAUAUGUCAGGGAAUGACCGGCUUGCCAAUGUUGACAACACAAAUGCUACAAACAGGCGAGAAGAUAGGGCCCAGUCCAAGAGCCGGUAUACUCACGCCUGGAAGACCUGCGGUGCGUGCGCGUGUGUGUGUGCAAAGAGGGAACGGCCCAGUAGUGUGUCUAUGUGCAUUUGCGGAAUACACGCCCUAGCUCAUCUGCACGUCGCAUACUCCCACACUGCUCCAGGUUAAUAAGUGAAGCCGGCAGCAUGUUCAGCAGAAGCAGGUACCAGGUGAGAGGAAGCAGCAGCACCAGUGGGAGGGUGCAGCCGGGAAGGGCCAGCCAGGGAACCACCCUGGCAUCCACCACCGCAUUCACAGCAUUCAACGUCAAUAAGUACGGGGGACUGGGAUCUAUAAUUCCAGGGAUGUCGUCGUGGAGUCGUGAUCCGUCAGAGACAUUUAUGUCGCUCGGAAGUCCGGAUUCUGGUGUGGGAUCACCCACACAUGGCCGAGGUGUGUUCACAUGCUGUGGUGUACCUAUGGGCAGGCCUCGGCCAACAAUAGGAAGUGGCCAGGACCAGAGUGCUAUCCUGGAGGUGGGGAAGAUUGAUUGGGAGGCUGCAAUAAAUGCCACCGACCAUCACACGGACAGGUUCGACGCCGUCGAGAGCGGCAAGCCAGUCAUUCGCAGAGGCCAGGUCUUUAAACUUACCGUGCACUUCAAGAGGCAGCUGAUCCCCCACCGCGACACAAUCCGCUUCAAGUUUGAGUUUGGCCGAAACCCAUUCAUCUCCCGGGGAACUAGGGUGCUGAGAACGGUGCAGGGUAAGGAACUGGACAACAAUGACUGGGGUGUGAGGCUGCGCACAAUGAGCGGCACUCACACGAUCAUGGACGUCAUGACACCGGCCGACUGUCCCGUCGGAAUCUGGAAGAUGAGCAUCAUCACCAACUUCAAGGAUGAUGUGAAGAAGAUGCAGACCUUCAAAUGUGACCAGGGCAUCUAUGUUUUGUUCAAUCCGUGGGUGAAAGAGGAUUUGACUUACAUGGACGAUAAGAAAGAGAUAGAAGAAUACGUGCUCAAUGACAUGGGAAAGAUCUGGUGCGGUACUUCCAAGCGCCUACGAUACCGAGCUUGGAACUUUGGGCAGUAUGAGGAUCCAGUGCUGGAUGCAGCUAUUCGCGUCCUGGAUGCUUCCAAGCUGGAUGCAGGAGCAAGAGGGAACCCAGUAAAGAUUGUUCGCACCAUCUCUGCCAUGGUGAAUGCUCCUGACGAUAAUGGUGUGUUGGAGGGUAAUUGGUCGGGAAGCUAUGAGGGAGGUACCCCACCCACCCAAUGGCAAGGCUCUGUCCAGAUCCUAACGAAGUGGUUUGAGAGUGGUGAGCCAGUCUGCUUCGGGCAGUGCUGGGUGUUCUCCGGUGUCACCACCACCGUCUUGAGAGCUUUGGGAAUACCUGGUCGCAGCGUUACCAAUUUUGCAUCUGCACAUGACACCAACUGUAACAUCACAGUUGAUUUCCACUACUCACAGGAUUACAGCAAGCUGGAGGACAUGAACAUGGACUCCAUCUGGAACUUCCAUGUUUGGAAUGAAUCCUGGAUGGCACGCCCUGACCUUCCAGCCGGCAAUGGAGGCUGGCAAGCUAUUGACGCUACCCCACAGGAAACAAGCGAAGGUGUGUUUUGUGCCGGUCCUGCUGCAGUGUCAGCCAUUAGAAAGGGUGAGGUUGGUAUCCUUUAUGACGCACCCUUCAUCUUUGCUGAGGUGAAUGCCGACAUCAUUCACUGGCUCUGCCCCGACCUUGAAACCGAGGACAUGGUCAAGCUGAAGAUGGACACAAACGGAGUCGGACAAUCUAUCAGCACCAAGCGUCCAGGUCCGAUGGGAAUUGGAAAUUCCGACAGACUUGAUGUUACCGAUUCCUACAAAGCUACUGACAGGAGUGAUGAAGAGAGAGCAGCUGUGAUCAAUGCUCUCAUGCGAGGACACAGCUCCAGCACGACUGCAUACGACGUGCUGAAGGAAGACGUCAUAUUCACCCUUGACGACAAAGACGACGUUCUCAUUGGCCAGCCGUUCUCCAUCUUUCUGAAAAUGAAAAACACGUCGAAGGAAAAGCGUACGGUGGAGAUAACAAUGCACCUAGAAACAACUUACUACACUGGAGUGGUGGCCGAGAAGGUGAAGACUGAGAAGUUUACAGUUGUCCUCGAGCCACUAAAAGAUAAUAAGAGUUCCAUUACUGGUGUACCUGAUGAAUACCUGGAUUUGCUCGUUGAUCAGGCCGCGUUCCAGGUGUCUGCCAUUGGUACUGUCAAAGAAACAAAGCAGGUGAUAUGCCUGAGUGACGACUUCCGUGUUCGUGCACCUGAUGUCAUUGUCAAGUCUGACGGCAAGUGCCAAGUAGGCAAGCCAUGCAAGGUCGACGUCAAAUUUGUCAAUCCUCUGACGAAGAUUCUGCACAAAUGCAUGUUUAUCCUCGAAGCUCCUGGUUUAGAAAAACCACACGAAAUCGCAUGCAGUAACGUCGAGGCGAAAGGCACGGCGUCGAUGUCAUACACGUGCCAGCCGAAGCACGCCGGCAUGAAGACCAUCCUCGUGAGCUUCACCUCGAAAGAGCUGUCCGAUGCGGAUGGAUUCUUAACGGUAGAUGUGAAGCCGGCAGCAACAUCAGCACAUCGUUAAGAGCUGAACCUGGGACGGUGCAGUAACAACUAAACUUGAAUAAGCUCAGUGCGGGCUUGGCCUGCGUGGCGCAGUAACAGCUAAACCUGGGCCAGUGUAGUUGGAGGUAAAACUGAAACCCACCGUGCCCAUUUGGUGGUGCUGUAGCCUCUCUCUUUCUCUCUCUCUCUCUCUCUCUCUCUCUCUCUCUCUCUCUCUCUCUCUCUCUCUCUCUCU